This is a messenger RNA of Bacillus rossius redtenbacheri, 4214 nucleotides long. Its product is annotated as zinc finger protein OZF-like. The record is from RefSeq and is a predicted model, not a curated record. Lineage: Eukaryota; Metazoa; Arthropoda; Insecta; Phasmatodea; Bacillidae. Gene Ontology annotation, cellular component: nucleus. Gene Ontology annotation, biological process: regulation of gene expression. The transcript is spliced from 2 exons. The coding region runs from base 64 to 1500 and encodes 478 amino acids.
GGCAACACAACUGGGUUUGAGCUUAUUGUUGUGCACUGCGCCAAGAGCCAUAUUCACAAGAAAAUGGUGUUCUAUCAGGCAGUUGAUAAUCCUGCUGUGGAGACUAGCUUUCUGGCUGGAGCUUCCAGAACAAGAGCUAGUUAUAGCGGUGAAGGCAGUGUGUGUCUCAAGACUGAAUGUGUACCAGAAGAUUAUACACAGGCAGAAACUGCUACCUGCGGUACUAGUUUGAUGUCUUAUGUUAGCGUCAGUGUUUCAACAGAUUGCAAGGGUCUUCAUCCUCAUCAGCAUUUGUGUUCUUCAAGUAAACAAGACAAAGAUGCUCCAAUUAUAAGACAAGAGCCACUAGUACGUCAUUUAGUUGAACACAACAUAUCUCUUACAGGGGAGCGUCCCUUCAAGUGUGAUGUGUGUAGUAAAUCAUUUGCUAGAAAAAAAAAUCUUACUGAACACAGAAAGUUACAUACAGGAGAGAGUCCCUUCAAGUGCGAUAUGUGUAGUAAAUCAUUUAGUAGUAAAAAAAAUCUUAUUGUACACAAUACAUUACAUACAGGGGAGCGUCCCUUCAAGUGUAACUUAUGUACUAAGACUUUUAGAUCUAAAAAUUAUCUCAGUGUACACAACAUGUUACAUACAGGAGAGCGUCCCUUCAAGUGCGAUCUGUGUAGUAAGUCUUUCAUUCAUAAAAACAAAAUGAUUGUACACAACAGGUUACAUACAGGAGAGCGUCCCUUCAAUUGUGAAUUAUGUGGUAAGUCAUUUAGUUCCAAAGAGUAUCUGAACAAACACCUUAGGGUGCAUACAGGGGAGCAUCCCUUCAGGUGUGAAUUAUGUAGCAAGUCUUUUAGUUGUAAAAGGGAUCUGAUUGUACACAUUAGGUUACAUACCGGGGAGCGCCCCUUCAAGUGUGAAUUUUGUAAUAAGUCUCUAAGUUCUAAAAAGACUCUUAUUAUACACAGCAGAUUACAUACAGGAGAGAGUCCAUUCAAGUGUCUUCUUUGUAAUAAAACAUUUAAUACUAAAAAAAUACUUGAUGCACACAAGUCAUCACAUACAGGGGAGCGCCCCUUCAAGUGUGAAUUAUGUGGUAAGUUUUUUAGUUUUAAAAGGUAUCUGAAUCUACAUAUCAGAGUACAUACAGGGGAGCAUCCCUUGAAGUGUGAAUUUUGUAGUAAGUCUUUUAGUUGUAAAAGGGAUCUGAUUGUACACAUUAGGUUACAUACAGGCGAGCGUCCCUUUAAGUGUAAUCAGUGUAAUAAAUCAUUUUCUAGGGAAGAAACAUUUAAUACACACUACAGAUUCCACACAGGGGAGCGUUCCUUCAAGUGUGAAAUAUGUAGUAAGUCUUUUAGUUGUAAACAGGAUCUGAUUGUACAUAACAGGUUACAUACAGGGGAGUGUCCCUUUACAUGUGAUCUGUGUAGUAAAUCAUUUACUAGGAAAGAUAAACUUAUUAAACACAUGAGAUUACAUACAGGAAAAGGCCUGGUUAAUUGUUAACUGUGUAAUAAAUCAUUUAAUCAUCUUGUUGUUCACACCAGAAUGCAUACUGUGAAGAAUUUCUCAUUACUCUGAAAUCCAAGUCUGCGAAAGCUCCAGAAAUAACUCCAGCUCAGAUAUAAUUUGCUGCACUUCAGAUGCAGAGACAAUAUCUUUGUGGGUGGGCAGUCUCAAGAUACAAGUCUAGAGGAGCUGUAACAGUUUUAAUUCAAGGUUACAGUUCAAGAAGGAAUUGUGAAAGAAACCCUGGUCUACAUGUCUACCUUAGCUUUUUUUUAUUAUUUUUUUUUAGCCAAUUUGAUAUCUGUAGAUUAAGUUUUAAUAGUCACAGUAAAAAAAGAAAAAUUCUAUCUAUCUCCAAAACUUAUACUCAAAAAAUAUGGCAUUUGAUUUUAAUGUAUCAUUACAUGGUCAGUAUUGAAACCUGACAACUCGUAAGCGUGGGGAUGCGAGAAGGAAUGGAAUAAAUUUGUAAGAUGAUAGUGAAAUGAGAAUGUUUGUUGGUGAACUUUGGUGAUGAACUACUAGUAACUUUCAUGUUUAACCAAUACGUAAUCGCAUAGGUAACUAGUACCAUAUCUGCCGAAUUUUACGGAUUGACCGUAAAACUUACGGGAAGGUAAGGUUUCUUGUGGUUUAAAGAUCAAAAGCAAAUUUUUUGGGUAGGACAGUUUAGUGCUGGUUCUUCUUGAGAGUGUUUGUGUUAUGUUGACUGUGGUGCAGAAGAAAGAAGCUUUUCUGCAAGCUGUAAUUAACUGUCAUGCCAAGUGGCUUUGUUGUGAGAUGAUUGUGUUUCGUUACUUGGCAAUUUGUUUUUAUUUUUUUACUUGAAUAUUAAUUUUAACUUUAUUUCUCUUCAUCAUCUGUUGUCUUGGGGUGGUUGCGGUAGGAGUAACAACACCGAGAAAAGAUGGUGGCCGAGAUGUUGGAUAAAAAACUAAUUUUUAUUUAAGAACAGAAUUAUAGGUACAGGUUAUGUAGAACUUUGUGAAACUUUUUUUAAUUGCAAACUAGUUUUGCAUGAAAAUAAAUUUUUAUUAUUUAUUUCAGUUUUUUCUGACCUUUAAAUAUGCUGCACUUAGCCACAGUUUUUUUAUGCUUAAUUUUUAGUUUGCCUUACUUUUUUUGUUGCUAAAUUUUGUAUUGUUUGUUGCAUUUCACCAAUACUUGUUAAGAAAAAGACAUUAAAAGAAUUAUAUUUGCGUGUUUAGUUGAAAGGUCACGACCCAAAAUUUUUUAGGUAACAAAAGCCUAAACAUGUCUUGUAUACGAGUGUUAUUUCAGCUAUGAAUUUAGCUAGAAUAAAUAAAUAAGGUAUAUUAAGCUAGUUAUUAGCACCAAGUUUUUAUAUUAAAAUCUAAGUCCAAAUGAAUGUACUCUGUUUUUUAGAGCUAUAUGUAAAAUUACUUUUUAUUCAAAAGUGUGAGUGUAAUUUUUUGCAUUGGAAAUAUAUAUUUAUAUAAAUAUUUUUGAUAUUUCAAAGACAUAAUUGAUUGUAUGUUACUUUCAACAUAAAAAAUAAACAAUAUAAGAAAAUUGGUGCUGAUUUGUACUCAUUAAGCAAAAUUGGCGGCAUAUGAUUUACCCUAAAUAUGAUCUUUUCCAAACAGUUUACUGACAGGGACUUAAAAAAGGAGCCAGGUUUGUAACUUGAAAAAGUGAUGCCCUGUAAUAAUGUGCAAUUCCAAGACAAUGUAUAUUAAACUGCCUAUUUUACUCCAAGCUUCCGUGCACCAUUACCAGUUCUCAACACAUUCAAUCAAAAACCAUUAGUAUAUUAAUAAAUCAGAGCUGCGUAACUUACAGUUGGAAGAUCCCUCGUUCACGAUGUUGUACAAUCCAGACCACAUCGUGGAUUGAGUAUGAACAACUUGUAGAUUUCACGUCAGGCCAAUUUCUUACAUAAAUGACGGUAUUUCGUGGUGGCCCAAAAUUGCAGUCUUGCCGCAAUAUACUUCACGGAACACCUCACAUGAACCACCAUGCACAAACACCACCUUUCACUAUGGCGAUCACAUACCUUUUCUCUUAUCACAAGACGGCACACAGCACACUUCACACUUGAAUACCUCACAGUCUUUUGUUUCCUGAUGUCAUUGCCUGAGGCGCGAUCUGUGGCAGUGGCGUAGCGUGGGUGGGGCGGAGGGGGCGGCCCGCCCCGGGCGGCAGCCCGCGGGGGCGGGUCGCCGGUGAAGCGGGUUGAGAUCUGAUCUAUGAUUCAUUCAUUACAUGUGUCAGACACACUAUAAUGUUACAUUUUUAUCUAACAUUUUGCGCACCAACUAUUUUUUAAUAUUUAUUUAAAAGAAAAACUGCGAAAUCACUGACAGAGCUCUAUAUAACGUUUGUUUGUUUACAUACGAACGGCAACAUCGCAUCACGCCGCGCCGCCCGGCGCGCGCGAGCCGAGUUGAGCGGCACUCCUUAUUAUGUUAAUUACUCAUACAAAAUCUUUUGUUUCACGCGUCGGCCCGUGUCCAUGUCUCUCUUUCGCACUCAUUGAAUUUAGUACUACGCAUUGUACUGUACAGUUUGACCUUAACCCAGGGCAAACCAAACAACUUCCGCAAACCGGGACACAGUAAAACUCCUAUAUUGCCCCGUACCGCGAGCGCAGGUAAACCCAAAAAAAUAUUAAAACCCAAACUAAUAGCAGGCUUAAAAAAUACUAAUAAGGUUGCGAACAGUGAGAGGAGGCAGCAAGUUAAAAAGAC